AUGCAAACAUCUCAGAAACACCGAAGUACAGCCAGUAUCCACAGGUUGUACCACCACCAGCCUAUGCAGGACAUUGAUCCCUCCAUUUUCCAAAUUUUGGAAAACAGUGUAUGUUCAGAUACUGGAAGCCAAGGAAACAACGUUUCCUUUCAAACCUACAAGGAAGAGUACUUCACCCUGGAAUCAUCCCCUGCCACUACUGGUUUUGGAGCCUGUGAUUCCCCUUCGGCUGUUAGUGGCUUGUCUAACAGGAGUCCAUUUUCAUCACAAGGUUCUCAAUCAUGCUUGUCUGAUCAGCAUCAUUCCCCUGACAACACUUCUGGAUCACCAAUAAGUGGGUGCUCCGUAGCUGAUGAUGGCAAUGGAUUGAGGUACAAGCUCAGGGAACUGGAAAUUUCACUGCUAGGGCCCGAAUCAGAUAUUAUUGUUGACAGCCACUAUUGUUGUUACAAGAGUGAUAUGCCAAGGUGGAAUAGGAAUGAAAUAGCUGAAAUGACCAACUUAAACCUAAAGGAUGUUCUUAUUCAUUGUGCACAUGCAAUAGCUGAAGAUGAUCUACCCACAGCAAAUAGUUUAAUGGAAGUUUUGGGGCAAAUGGUGUCAGUCUCUGGGGAGCCAAUUCAAAGAUUGGGUGCUUACAUGUUGGAAGGUCUUAGAGCAAGGUUGGAAAGAUCAGGGAGUUCAAUCUACAAAACCUUAAAAUGUGAAGUUCCAACAGGUGCAGAACUUAUGUCAUACAUGUCUGUGCUCUUUCAGAUAUGCCCAUAUUGGAGGUUUGCUUACAUGUCUGCAAAUGUCGUCAUUCGGGAAGCCUUGGAAAAUGAGCCAAGAAUCCACAUCAUUGAUUUUCAGAUUGCACAGGGCAGUCAGUGGGUGCCCCUCAUCCAAGAUCUAGCACGUCAGCCUGGUGGGCCCCCACAUAUCCGAAUCACCGGUGUUGAUGAUUCCCAAUCAGCUCAUGCUCGUGGCGGGGGACUUCAUAUCGUAGGGCAGAGGCUUUCACAGAUUGCUAAUUCAUGGAAUGUGCCAUUUGAGUUUAAUAAUGCUGCCAUGUCUGGUUGUGAGGUUGAAUUAGAAAAUCUUAGGAUUCAACCAGGUGAAGCCAUAGCUGUUAAUUUUCCAUAUGUGUUGCACCACAUGCCAGAUGAGAGUGUAAGCACUCAGAAUCACAGAGAUCGAUUGCUAAGGCUGGUUAAGAGUUUAUCACCCAAAGUUAUGACACUGGUGGAGCAAGAAUCAAACACGAAUACUUCCCCAUUCUUCGCAAGGUUUGUUGAGAUGGUAGAUUAUUAUACAGCCAUGUUUGAAUCAAUUGAUGUGGCUCGCCCAAGGGAUGACAAACAGCGGAUUAGUGCAGAGAUGCACUGUGUGGCUAGAGACAUAGUGAACAUGGUUGCUUGUGAGGGGGCUGAGAGGGUGGAACGACAUGAACUUCUGGGGAAGUGGAGGUCAAGGCUAACGAUGGAUGGGUUUACUCCAUACCCAUUGAGUCCUAAAGUGACGGAGGCUAUAAGGAGUCUGUUGAAGGAAUUUAAUGGGAAUUAUAGACUUCAAGAGGCAAAUGGGGCUCUCUACCUUGGUUGGAAGCAAAGAGCUUUGGUAACGUCUUCUGCUUGGAGGUGA
This is a messenger RNA of Prunus armeniaca (apricot), 1623 nucleotides long. The record is from the annotation of a GenBank genome assembly. Lineage: Eukaryota; Viridiplantae; Streptophyta; Magnoliopsida; Rosales; Rosaceae.